Molecule: messenger RNA, 2221 nt
Organism: Paramuricea clavata
Lineage: Eukaryota; Metazoa; Cnidaria; Anthozoa; Malacalcyonacea; Plexauridae
Source: the annotation of a GenBank genome assembly
AAAAUAAGCAUGGGAUAUUUAUACUGAUGCCAGAACAGUUCCCUGCACAGCGACUUCAAGGAGGGGCAGAUAUAGCAAGUACUUUCAGUACCGAAAUCCAGGCUACUAUAUAUAUAUAUAUAUAUAUAUAUAAACCGGGAUGAAUCCCACCGACUCUGAGAUAUCAUUUCGCUUACGAAAGUUGAAAACAAUUAUUGCUCGUUUGGAUAUCAAUAACGAUGGAUAUAUAACUACCGAGGACUUCGAAGUGAACGAAUUGAGCAAAGCAACCGGAGAGCAAGCGGAAUCAUGCCACAAUGCUUUUGUCUUCGCUGCGGAGAUGCUCGGGUACACACGAGGAGUUAAAACGUCAAGGGAAGAUGCAGUAAAAAAUACGAGCGAGAGAAUGUUGGCGGUACCUUGGGAAGAGCAGAAGACAAUGUGCUACACAGCCCACAAUCAUAUCUUUGAUGCAAUCGACACAAAUCGAGAUGGUCACAUUUCCUUGGAGGAAUUCAAAGUUUACUUUCAUGUGCUUGCUCCUGAUACUUCUGAUGCCGAUAAACUCCUAUCGUUCAAUUUGAUUGAUGUGAAUCAUGAUGGCAAAUUAAGUCGUGAGGAAUUCCUCGAAGCCACAUUCGAAUAUCUGCAUGGAGUCCAAGAAACGGAACUGUCGAAAGUAUUUUAUGGACCAUUAUUGUCGUAAAAUAAUUGGUUAAUGCUACUUCACAUAACAUUUGAUUUACAGUCUUCGUUGGUUGCUUUGUGUGAACUAUGUCAUAACAACAGUGUGUUAAGACUGUGAAGAUAAGGUUUAAGGUUUAAACAGGCACAAUAAAAGUUACAGUAAUAGUUUAAUAGUUUAGUUUACUCUGAGGUACAGGAAUGUACAAAUAAUGAAUGUACAGUACGCGUCGCGUACCAGAUUAUUAGAGACCUUACGAUUUUAGGACGGCAACGCGACGACGACGGCCAAAACAAACUCCUUCAAAUAAAUGGUAGUAAAGAUAAAUCGUGGUAUAUUAUCAAUCGUAUGAAUUUAGUACAGUCUAGAAGUUGACGACAUGGGUGUUAUGGUUGGAAUGAGUUCUGCUGAACGCAGUUUGAAGUAGCACUUGUUGCGACUUGAAAUGCAGCCGUUGUAUCAAGACGUGAAAAUCUGUGAUUUUGGCGUUGUAAACUGCAGAGCGAGGAAAAUGUCUAAAUUAUUCAUUUAUUGUAAUUAUCCAAUUCGUUUCAAUGAUUUAUUGUAUUGAUAGCCGUUUCCGUCGCGUUGCCGUCCUAAAUCGUAAGGUCUCUACUGUGGGGUAGUGUUAACAGCAGCCGAAUCCGGUAUGAAAAUCACGACGCAUACCGAUGCAAUCCGGUAUACAAAAAACUGCAAACUAUUGAAAUAACGUAUUGUUAGAAUUUGAAUGCCUCGGCACUCUGCUGAACACACAAGUGCAUAAAAGCUCGAUUUAAGUAAAUUUUAUGCAUAAAGAAACUGUUUAAGAAGCUGCUUUAAAUUCCCAAGAGCAGAAAAUCGUGCGCUUUACAAAGAUAUUUUAAUUUGUUAAUAGGUACUCGAUAUUUAUAAUGCACCCUGUCAAUAAUUUACGCAUCUUUGCGUUCAGCUGCCUUAGUGCUAAGGCAUUCAAAUUCUAACAAUACGUGUUUUUAAUAGUUUGCGUUUUUUUUGGACACCCUGUAGUGUAAACGGGGCCUAACUGCUGGAGUUACGCGAGCAACAAAAUUGCUGCAACUUGCAACAAAAUCUGAUUUCAACGCAUGUUAAGUAGAAAUGUUGACACAUGUUGCCUCGUGAUUUAAAACGGUCAUUUAUCGAGCCCCAGAAAGAUAAAAUGUGGUGUUCCGCAGGGAUCUAUCUUGGGCCCUUUAUUAUUCCUAUUAUAAUACUUAAAAUAUUCAACUCCAUCCCUCUACGCAGAUGACACAGAAAUUUAUCUAUCCUCUAACGAUUGCGAUGACAUUGUUAUUAAAAUAAACCUUGAUCUUGAAAAUAUUCGAAAAUGGAUGCUACAAAAUAAGCUCCAAAUUCAUCCGACAAAAUCGAAAAAUAUGUUCAUUGGACCAUCGUAUAAUAUUAAACAUAAGGUAUCUGGUAACCCAAUUCUUGUUAAUAACGUUCCAAUACCCAGGACUGAAAAUUAUAUUUGCCUUGGUGUCAACAUUGACGAAAGAUUGACCUGGGAAAAACAUAUUGAUAUGAUAUGUUCAAAAGUCAGUGCGGGAAUCGAGG